Messenger RNA from Clonostachys rhizophaga, 552 nucleotides. Lineage: Eukaryota; Fungi; Ascomycota; Sordariomycetes; Hypocreales; Bionectriaceae. The record is from the annotation of a GenBank genome assembly.
AUGGCGGGCAGUACAGGCAAUACAACACGAGCAAGCAAGGCCAAGGUUCGGACUGGAUGCAUUACGUGCAACUGCAUAAGCACUGGGAGGGUAUGUGAUGGAUACACAUCCGCGCCAAAGCCUGCCGCAAGCCUCAGUGAGACUAGACGACUGGCCGCCGGAGAGGCCAGAGCGCAGGAGUUCUUUAAUAUCAAAAGUGUCCCAGAAAUGUUAGGUUUCUUUGUUCGGCCAUUUUGGGAUGCAGUUCUCCAGUUCGGCCUGACUGAACCCUUAAUUAAACACGCCAUUACCGCCUUGGCUACAGCCCACGAGGUUUAUAGCACGCCUUUACUGCUGGCUACGCACCGAUCUGACGGCAUGAAAUUUGCCAUUCAGUCCUAUAACCGAGCCAUUGCCGCUCGACGGAAGCGAGCGUCUGAUGCCGAUUCGAUGCCCCUGAUGGCCCUCGCUAGUAUCAUAUUCGUCUACUCAACCAAGCGCCAACCGUUCAACUUAAAAGGAUGGAAUUCCUUCCCGGAAGCAGCUUACUCGAGCAACUUAUUCGAAACGUAG